Fulmarus glacialis (Northern fulmar) is the source of this 530-nucleotide messenger RNA. RefSeq names its product intraflagellar transport 43 (gene IFT43). Gene Ontology annotation, biological process: intraciliary retrograde transport. The transcript has 6 exons. The record is from RefSeq and is a predicted model, not a curated record. The annotation marks the transcript as partial. Lineage: Eukaryota; Metazoa; Chordata; Aves; Procellariiformes; Procellariidae. Gene Ontology annotation, cellular component: intraciliary transport particle A; cilium.
GUCAGGAAGAAAGCAUGCAGAAGAAGUAGAAGACCAUCGUCUCAGACAGCAGAGCCUGGAGGCAUCAGAUGAUGGAGGAGACAUUCCAGUGAUCCCCGACUUGGAGGAAGUCCAGGAGGAAGAUCUGGCCAUGCAAGUGGCAGCUCCCCCCAGUGUGCAGGUGAACCGAGUGCUGACCUACCAUGACCUGGACAAAGAUCUUAUGAAGUGUGCUGCCUUUCAGACUCUGGAUGGAGAGGUUGACCUGAAGCUUCUCACCAAAGUUUUGGCUCCAGAGCAUGAACUACGAGAGGAUGAUGUCAGCUGGGAUUGGGACCAUCUCUUCACAGAGGUGUCCUCAGAACUAGUGACUGAGUGGGACCUGGGACAGUCUGAGAGAGAGGACCACCUCAGUCUGCCCUAGAGCACUGGCGCACCAGACAUCUCAUACACGCAUCCCCUGUAAAUAGUUUAGCAUUUAAUUUUCUAUUCACUUGUUUGUAUUUGAGAAUUUAUUUCAGACAUGAAAAUAAAUAGGACCUUGCUUCAUA